AUGAUAUAAAGCUAACCUUAACAAUCUUAAUUCUAGAAGAGAAUGUAAAAAAUUAAAGGGUUUCUAAAUUCCGAAUGUAAUUUUUCUCCUGUCGAGGAAACCAAUGAAAGGAAAACUAAAACUCCACUUUUAACUCAAUAACAAUAAUAAAGUUCUGACUUAAGCGAUCAUGACACACAUUAUAACAAUGUUGAAAAUAAUCAAAUUGGAUUGAAGAAUAAUUGCUUUUUAGAUGAAUACACCUUAGGAGAGAAAUUAGGAGAAGGAACAAAUGGUAUUGUGUGGUUGUGUUGGUCUAAAUUAGAUGAUUAAGUAAAAUAUGCAGUAAAAGUUAUACCAACGGAUGAUGAGGAGAUAAUUAGUAUGGUGAAAUAGGCCUUUAUCAAUUCACAAUUACUAAAAAGCCCGUUUAUAGCAAAAUGUUAUAAAUUGUUCAUUGAAUAAACUAAGUUAUAUUUGUUAAUGGAAUGGGUGCCAUGUUCUAAUUUGGAGACUCUUUUAAAAGAGAAUCAAAGAUUAAAAGAAAAAUAAGUGUAACAGAUAGCAUUGACUUUAUUGAAGGCAGUGAAAUGUUUGCAUAAAGCAGGAGUCUGUCAUCGAGAUAUAAAACCAGAUAAUAUUUAAGUUUUUAUGUAAGUGAUAAUCUUUUUCUACUUAGGGACUACAAGAUCAAGUUGAUUGAUUUUGGGGUUUCAAGAAGAUUUGUUACCAUAAAUUAAAAUACAUUAAGGUACAAUCGAAAUAAAAUGAUGACAAUUACUGGGAACAUCCAUUAUCGAGCACCAGAAAUCUAUAGAGAUUAUGGAUAUGAUUCUCAAGUUGACUUAUGGGCAAUAGGAGUAGUGAUAUAUUAAUGUCUUACUGGAAUAUUACCAUAUUCUUCUGAAUGUACUGGAGAUUUAAUUGAAACUCUAUCCUAAAGGUAUUUUCUUUUAGUCUGAUAUAGAGAACCAUAAUUAGAUCCAUUUCAUAAAUAAGCUUUUUUAGAAUUGCCAACUAGUUGUAGAGAUUUCAUAAAGAGACUUAUGAUGUGGAAUCCAUUAAAAAGAUUAAAUGCUUCAGGUAUCUACAUAUUUUAACUUAGAGGCAUUGAGGCACAUUUGGAUACCAUCCUUUACAUUUCCAAACUAGAUUAAAAUUGUUAAAGAUGAUAUUGAUGUAAGUAAAAGUAGCCAAAAUAGUGAUCUAUACAACAAAACAUUGAUAAAUUCUGCAAUGAUGCUUAAUUAAGAAUUAGCAAACACUCUUUUAAAGAGUAGAAGAUUUGAUGCAAUUUAAGAAGAGGAUACUCCAAAGGAUUUAAAUAAAAGUUUAGAAGUUUCAAUAAAUGGUUGUAGCAAUAAUUAAGAUAGUUUAAAAUAGAGAUUAGAAUAAUUUAAAUUAUAAGCUUCAACUUAGAUUCAUUAAAGAAUUGGUGGUAAGAAAGAAACCAUCAAGUAUAUCAAUACUAUAACUAUAUUUGAAAGUGAAAAGAGUAUCAAUGAAUUUAAUCCAAGAAUGGAGACUUCUAUAGAUGUUAGAAGUUUACAUAUAUAAACAUGUAAGAAUGUUAAAGAUUUAUUUGGAUUAAAUUUAUGUGAAAGUUAAGUUUCCUUAACAUAGAUUGAAGAUAUACCUGAAAAUGAUAAUUAAUAGCUUUAUAGUAAAUAGAUUGAUGCUGAUCUUUUGCAAUAGCUUACCUAAUUUGAAUAAUGA
Molecule: messenger RNA, 1695 nt
Organism: Paramecium pentaurelia
Lineage: Eukaryota; Ciliophora; Oligohymenophorea; Peniculida; Parameciidae
Source: the annotation of a GenBank genome assembly